AUGCAGCAGAUGCGAAUGGUAUAUAUAGCUCCUCAUGGAGUUGGAACAUCCUUCAGACCCCCUCAGACACAUCGCUUCCAAAGAAAUCGGCCAAAGACCCCUUUUCAUUCGCCACUCACUGCUCCUGUUCCUUAUCCCCAUUACUGUUGUUGUCCAUCUCUCGAAGUAACUCACCGUCUCAACAUGCCGCACGCCCCUUCGACAUCUAGAGAGCCAAUGGCCGCCGACGACAUCGAAUGCUCUCUUGAUGACGCCUCCAUGAGCGACACAUCCGAAAUCAAGCCUUUGAUUGGCGGUUCUAGUAUACCUGCUGCUGUAGCUCAGCUUUCACCUCUCGAAGCUCUGGCCCAGUUAUCCCCGGAACAACUUGAUAUGCUUUUGCGGAUUCAACAGGCGAUGAGAAACUUGGAGUCUCUUACCCCAAACACAGCACAAACAACAUCAACGCCGACACACCCAAUCAAUUAUUCAGUACCUCCCACAGCCCCUGACGCUACUCCGCUCCCCGCUCCUGGUUUUGACCAUGCAAUCCAACUCAAAAUCAACGGUUUAUCUCCAACUAUGCGUGAAAAGUUCCUUGUCCCCAAUCUUAAUCUGAAAACUUCUCGCACCACCAUUCCCAAUAUCACAGAGAUGGUUAUGCUCUUUGCCCCACACGCCAAACCUGUCAGACGGGGCUAUAUUAACAAAGACCUCUGGAUUUCUGCAUACAACUCCAACGUCAAGCCGCUUCUGGAACCUUUCAUCUUCAGCCCACCCAGAGAAGCGGCAGCGCAAACCAGUGACUAUGCGGGGUAUACUUGGGAGUACUAUCAAAGUCGUGAAUUUGACCCAUCGGCACGCUGGAUUACUACGGAUGUGCUUGCCGAUCUUUUGAAUCAUUUCUGCCCUGGUCUCCCAAUCCCCCCACGCCGGGCUGCUCGAGAAAGGAUGUUCCGUCAGAAAGUGUUUGGCGACGAGCAUGAAGAAGAUCCACCCCCACCUUAUUCCUCAACUUUAUCAGCCUGCAGAGCACCUCACCACAUCACACUUGGAGUCGAUCAUCUCCGAUUCACCUUGCAGCAGCAAGAGCCAAAUCUAUUGAUACCCACGCAAACCAGCAAACCAGUCUUGUUACAGAUCUACGAAAUAUAUAUCCAACAUCGUGAGCGAACGCCUGAUGAUCCCGUUGCAGGUGUUGACUAUUUCUGGGCCGAAUCUGGGUGA
Melampsora larici-populina 98AG31 is the source of this 1206-nucleotide messenger RNA. RefSeq lists its product as uncharacterized. The transcript is spliced from 2 exons. NCBI's taxonomy places the organism in Eukaryota, Fungi, Basidiomycota, Pucciniomycetes, Pucciniales, Melampsoraceae. The coding region runs from base 1 to 1206 and encodes 401 amino acids. The record is from RefSeq and is a predicted model, not a curated record.